Molecule: messenger RNA, 2301 nt
Organism: Anneissia japonica
Lineage: Eukaryota; Metazoa; Echinodermata; Crinoidea; Comatulida; Comatulidae
Product: protein SCO1 homolog, mitochondrial-like
Exons: 7
Coding region: 148-936 (262 amino acids)
Biological process (GO): mitochondrial respiratory chain complex IV assembly; intracellular copper ion homeostasis
Cellular component (GO): mitochondrial inner membrane
Molecular function (GO): copper ion binding; copper chaperone activity
Source: RefSeq, a predicted model, not a curated record
CAUAGGUACAAAAAAUGGCAGCUUACACAAAACAAACACAUUGACUAGCCUAGGCCUAGCCUAACUAAUCAGAAAUACUUAGGAGUAAAGUCAGGACAGGAAACAGAAUUUGAUUAGUUUUAUGAAACAACCAAGGCAGUAAAUAAAAUGAGACUUUGCAGGUUUCAUAAUUUUGCUGUGCAAGUAUUUCGGAUCCACUACAGUGCUGGAUUAAGUCGAGUAAAAUUCCCAAUAAUGCAACAACGUCAACGAAUAUCAGUUCGAAAGAGUAGCUCCAGAUCAGAUCCAACAAAAUCAAAAGGACCCAUAUCUUGGAAAUCCUUAGUGGUUACAUGUGCAUUUGGAGGCUUAGCGAUUGGUGGAUUCAAAUAUUUUAAAAGACAGAAAGAACUUGCUCUUGAGAAAGAACGUUCCAAGUCUCUAGGAAAAGCAGCAAUAGGAGGGCCAUUCUCAUUGGUUGAUCAUGAAGGCAAUCCCAAGACAAACAAAGAUUAUCUCGGCCAAUGGGUGCUUCUGUACUUCGGCUUUACUCAUUGUCCGGAUAUAUGUCCUGAUGAGCUAGAAAAGAUGGUGGAUGUAGUGAAUAAGAUUGAUGAAAGUCGCAAUUUACCAAAUAUUGUUCCGCUAUUUAUUACCAUUGAUCCAGAGAGAGAUACUGUCAAGGUUAUGGCAGAAUAUGUCAAAGAAUUCAGUCCAAAGUUUAUCGGCUUAACAGGAAGCAUGGAGAAAGUAAAAGAAGUUGCAAAGAACUUCAGAGUUUAUUACAGCCAAGGACCUAAGGAUGAAGACAACGACUACAUUGUUGACCAUACUAUUAUUAUGUAUCUUCUGGAUCCAGAUGGCAACUUCAUGGAUUACUACGGACAAAAUAAGACGGAUGAACAAAUAGCUGCAAGCAUUGCAUCUCAUAUGAGGAAAUAUAAGAAUAUGCAUUGAUACUAGGAUUGUAUUACAGAUAGAACUAGUAUUGAAUAUAGAAAAUUUAAUUUCAUGACCAUUGGAUAUUAUUGAUUAUUUUUCCCACACAAUAAUUAAUUGAUCCAGUUUUGCUGUUGUAAAACUUUUUAAGGAACAUUGGUAAAUGUAAAUUAUUAAUUUAUCCUGCUAAUUUUGAACCCAAUGACCCAAUGUCUGCAAAAUUGUGGCCUGCCUAUGCUUAUAAUUACAUGUCUCAGACUUGUUAGUACUGUAAGUUGACAAUAUGAAUUUCAUAUCCCUUCAUUGUGUACAUGUGUUAAGCAUGGAAUUUCCUCAGUGGAUUUCACCCAUGUAUCCGUGAUUACUCCCACAGAGGCGCAUAACAAAAAUCAACACAAAUUAUCCAUCUGCAGGUAAUGCAUGAUGGGAUUUAUAGCGGCCCACUGAAAUUAAAAAACUUAUUUUUGAAGAAUUUUCUUCAAGUAAAACCAGUAUGCUUACGUUUUUUGAUGCCAACAGUUUUGCUAACUACCAAUUAGCAUCGUCUGUACGUUUGCUACUUCCUUCAGUCAAGUUGUUUAGGGACUGGUGCCACCAAAAUAUGAAGUAGAUUGCGCACCGCCCCUUACUUUGGGUUUCAAGAGAAGGCUGUUGUAGAUGUUUGGCAAUUGAUAUCAUCAUAGUUUUUCAUAUCCAUAUAGAUUCUUUCUUUUUAUACUAAAUAAAAUUUUGCAAUUAUAUUACCAACAGAUUCAGGAAAACCAUGCUGUAGUUAAACUAGUGUUACGCCACCGAUGAAUUAUAAAAUCACAAAGGGCAUGGCCCUCCCAUAUUUUAUGUUUAACAUACAUUAUUCCUAAAUCUGUUGGCAAUAUGAUAGCUGCAAAAUUUAAUGUUUAUUUGGUAUAAAGCGUUACAGUAUACAAAUGUAAUCUUAGAAAUAGAUCUUGGGCUGACCGACCGCCCUGAUUUUAAAAUGUUGCUUUGUUUAACAAAAACUUUUUCUUGGCCUAAUCAUCAAGGACCGCCAAGACUAGAGUUCAACAGUGCUGUAACUGUAGACAUCACCGAAAGGUCCACUGAUUAAUCUCAGAUAAGAAAGUAUAAUACAUACUCCCAUGUAUUGAAAUACACGCCAUCGUGUUGGGAUUCAAUAUUUCGACAUUAAUUAUGUCAUCGUCAGGAAUGAUGACAUAAUUAACAUCACGUGUUUGCUUUAGUUACGAUUAACCACAAGAAAUAAAAUUUUACGCAAACUCCACGAGUUUUCGAUAUUUGAUUAAAUUUUGGUUGUUAGUGUAAUAUUUCCUGAAAUGAUUUAAGAGGGCAUGACGCAGUUUUUGUGUCAAGGUAUGGUAGGGAUAUUCUUUAAGAAAUUUUUAA